UAGGCCGUUAGCUGAGAAAGGUGUGUGACACAUGAGAGGUCGGACAGACGUGGUGAAGUGCCGUUAGUCGCUCGAAAGGAAAUGGGAGCUUUAUGUUUCUAUAAUCGAUGUUUUCAGCCCUUGCUCAGGAUUAGAAGCCUACAAUGUUAACUGCUAAACUGAAAAUUUUGAAUUUAUUACUUAUUCCAACGCUGUUCGUCGGGACGAUGCAGGAAAAUGAAAUGGGCAAUCGAUUUAUAGUACGUUACGGAAUGAACCAGACGACCGGAUUCGACCCGAUUUGUCGAUUUGGAUCUUGUAAGGACGCGAGGGUCCAAUUGAACAAAAACUUGUCCUUCCUCUACUCGGAGUGGUCCCAGUGGUCCGCAUGUCACAAGGAAAACGGAAAGCCGGCCAUGUCCCGCGAGAGGAAAUGCCAGAUGAAAGACAUCUGCAAAAACACCACUUUUAAAGAAGAGAAAAGCUGCAGCCGACGCAAGAAGGAUGUGGAGGAAUGGAAGCAAGUUUACGUCAGCCACAACUUGGAAAAUCAGUUUUAUGUUGUGCUGAACAAUUCGAGCAAGUACUUUAAAAAGUUGGGUGUGAACCUGCUUCCGAAGAGGUCCGUCUCGAGGAAAAGGGUCUAUAGCAAAUGGAGCCGUUGGACGAUCUGCUCUAAAUCCUGCCAGACCCAAAGAUACCGGUGGUGCAAAAAGAUGGAGGUGUGCGGAAACGAAGUCAUAAGACAGACGGCUUAUUGCUACAUGGAAGGGACGGAAUGCGAAGGAUGGAUUCAAAGCGCGAUACCGUUUCAGGACUGGAAUUCAGAUUCUAAUUUAUUGGAGAACGGUGGUAGCGUGAAUUCUCCAACAGGGCCUCCUAUUAAUAACGAAUUGCCAGCCGGCGGUAGAGGUAUACAAGUAGCUUUGGAAGCUAAUAACGACCAGAUGUCUACUUGCGGAAUCCCCGUCACAAACGUUACAACCCCGCACUCCUCUUAUCUCACGAAUAUGCUGAAAAUUAUGGGCGGAAAGCCGAGCCAAAACGGAAAGUGGCCAUGGAUCGUCGCUGUCCUCGAUCGUCACAAACAUGCAGUCUGUGGUGGGACGUUAGUAUCGCCAAAGUGGGUUCUCACCGCAGCCCAUUGCGUUAAGAAACGUUUGUACGUCACCAUAGGCGAAUACGAUCUUGGCAAGCACGAAGGGAAAGAGCUGAGAUUAAGGGUGAGGAAAUCUAGAAUCCACCCUGGUUAUGACAAAGAAUCGUUGGACAACGAUGUGGCCCUGCUCAUGCUGCCUUCUUAUAAGACGAUGCAGUCCAACACGAAAAUCGCCUGCCUGCCCAAGGCGAAACAACGCCUUCCGACAAAAAAGCUCUGCACUAUUCUCGGCUGGGGUAAACGGACCAGUAAAGAUGAGGACGAAGGAAGUGACAUUUUACACGAAGCACAAGUGCCAAUCGCAUCUAGUCUUACGUGUAAGGUGAUGUACGAGAAAAACAAAGUCCUGAUAACACACAACAUGUUCUGCGCCGGAUACCACAAAGGAAGCACGGACGCCUGUUCUGGAGAUUCUGGCGGCCCACUCCUUUGUAAAGAUUCUGCAGGGAGAUGGACCAUCUUCGGCAUAACCAGUUUUGGUGAUGGUUGCGGUAAAAAGGGAAAGUACGGUGUCUAUUCAAAAGUAGCCAACUACGUCAAAUGGAUCGAAAGCAUCAUCAAUGAAUAAUGUGUAAACAGAUAUUUAUACGUGUAAAUUGUUUAU
Cimex lectularius (bed bug) is the source of this 1742-nucleotide messenger RNA. RefSeq names its product trypsin-3. NCBI's taxonomy places the organism in Eukaryota, Metazoa, Arthropoda, Insecta, Hemiptera, Cimicidae. The record is from RefSeq and is a predicted model, not a curated record. The transcript has 11 exons. Gene Ontology annotation, biological process: proteolysis. Gene Ontology annotation, molecular function: serine-type endopeptidase activity. The coding region runs from base 144 to 1706 and encodes 520 amino acids.